Molecule: messenger RNA, 914 nt
Organism: Annulohypoxylon truncatum
Lineage: Eukaryota; Fungi; Ascomycota; Sordariomycetes; Xylariales; Hypoxylaceae
Product: DUF1674-domain-containing protein
Exons: 1
Coding region: 381-863 (160 amino acids)
Biological process (GO): mitochondrial respiratory chain complex II assembly
Cellular component (GO): mitochondrion
Source: RefSeq, a predicted model, not a curated record
CGGGUAUAUCUGCAGUGUCGUAAAACGAUGAGCCAAUUAGGUGCGUCCUUGUAAGAGAAUAAGGAAAUCGGAGAACCUUGAAGUACCUAUAUACUUACCUGAGUACAAAUGAGCUCUGUACCGCAAUAACCCACCCGUCCUAGCCGUUAGCGCUGCUUUAGUGAACUUGGACGGCAUUAUCCGGAACUCUAUCUCUAAUUUCGUCAUUUAGGAAUUUGGACUUCGUCGCCACGUUAUUCUGAAAUUCACGCUCAAUCCUCUUAUCGAUUCAAAACUUUAACGAUACUUAAUUCCUUAAACGAAGAAUUCUUUCCAAAAUUUUAUACGUUCCUUACCUAGCUACGAGCCGGUACCAACAUAUACCAGAUCAAAUAGUCGCAAUGGCGUCACGCCUCACCCGGCUCACCCGGCUCGCGAGACAAUCCACACUACUCCCACACCUCCAAACCCAACAGCCCAUCCGCCACGCCUCCAACGCCCCCAACCCCAACCCCAACCCCUUCCAAUCGGGCCCCUCUCCCCUCCGUCUCCCGCCCGACCAGCAAGCCGAGUUCGAGCGCCUGCAGCGCACGGCCAAUACCCAAGAAGGCUUCAACCCGACCUCGAUCCCCGACUUCUCCUCUCCCUCUCCCGCCUCUACGGACACCACCACGGCCACUGCGGAUACUACAGCAGCCAGCGCGGCCGAGACGCCCGCCCUCGCCGACGAAUUCGGGUCCGUCCCGCUUCGCAAGGGCGCCCCUCCCGAGUUCGAGGGCGACGUGAACCCGAAGACGGGCGAGGUCGGCGGGCCCAAGAACGAGCCCCUUCGCUGGGGACCGGGUGGCGAUUACAGUUUUAAUGGUCGUGUUACCGAUUUCUAGGGUGACAAAGGAGAGGAGAUAAGAAUUAGUCUCGAUUUGGGGAGGGGUCGG